Messenger RNA from Oryzias latipes (Japanese medaka), 1671 nucleotides. RefSeq names its product myelin protein zero-like 3 (gene mpzl3). The record is from RefSeq and is a predicted model, not a curated record. NCBI's taxonomy places the organism in Eukaryota, Metazoa, Chordata, Actinopteri, Beloniformes, Adrianichthyidae. Gene Ontology annotation, cellular component: plasma membrane.
GUAAGCCUCGCUCUAGGCUAGCACUUCCUGGUACACCUGCUCCGCAGGUAAGGAAACCGUCGCGAGCGCAGGGAGGAACCGCCAGGCGGAAUAUGGACGGAGUUUUUCCAAACCUGUGACGUAACUUUUUUUUACUGUCCUCCUGUGACCGUUACGAGCGUGGGGCCGUGUUUUAAACUGGACACGAUGCGCGGAGGAGCUCCUGGACGGUGGAAGGUCGUUCUGGUUCCGAGUCUGCUGCUUCUGCUCGCUCCGCAUCUGGUCUUCUCCAUAAAAGUGAGCACUCCAGCAGAGCUCCAUGCAUCUGUAGGCGAUGUUGUCACACUGUCCUGCUCAUUUACCUCCUCCAGCACCCCCACCAGUAAGAUGACCGUAGACUGGAUUUACAGACCCCAGACUGGGGGGGCAUCAGAAACGUUCUUCCACUUCUCUUCACAAGCGUUUCCACCGACGCAAGGUCAGUUCCAGGGUCGUAUUGGCUGGCAGGGAGCCCCAUCACGUGGGGUCGCCUCCAUCUCACUGAGCAACGCCACACUAAAUGAUAAUGGGACAUACACCUGCUCAGUCAGAAACCCUCCUGAUGUCCACGGAUCUCCAACCUCCAAAACUCUACUCACCGUCACACCCAAGAAGUCCAGCAUUCGCUUCUCCGAUGUUUCGGUCCUCAUCGUCUUCAUCCUCAUCCCCUCUGGAAUCCUCACCCUCGUUCUGAUUGGACGAAUGUUCUGUUGCGGGAAUCAACACAGCCAAUCAAAAGCCUACAGAUCAACCAUUGAGGUCACAGAGGGGGAGGAGUAUGAGGCAGUCAGAGAAAAGAGAGCAACAUGCUACGAACGAUGUCUGAUGGAUUCAGAGGAUGAGGAUUACUAUUACCACCAAAAAAAGAGGCAUAGCUUGGAUGAAGAAGACAUUGCUGACUCCCAUGUUUAACUGCUGUUGCAUCCCAGUAGUGCCUGCUCAGAAAUUGUACACCUUACCAACGAAUGCUGGAUUUCUGUCUUUUUAAGGGACACAUCACUCACCCAAACUUACAGCUGAGUUUACUUUUUGGGAGAAAAAUCUCCAGCGUGUCCUUCAGCACAACUAUGAACUGUUUUGGUCCCGCUGAGCUGGAAAAAAAAAAGGGAAUUCUGAAUUCCUGAACUGCGGAUAAGAGGCUUUCUGUUUAUUCUGUCAUCACUAUUUAAUCAGGUGCAAGCUGACCUUGAGCAUGAAAAACGCAGGGUGCUCAGAUAUUUUUAUAUUCUUUUAUGAUUUAACCUACUGCAUGCAACCUUCUUUUUUUCGUAAAGUACUAGAAUUUUGCUUUGUCUAAUUUAUUGCCUGUGUCAGAGCUGCUGGAUGGAUUGUAGAGGAACAUCUAUGUUCCACGUCCUUGAGAGUAAAAGAGAAAGCAGAAAUGCUCAAAUGUUCAAGCCUGAAUCGGCUGAGGCCAACUGUCUGUACAGUACAUUUCAGUUUCCCAGCCUUUCUGGUACUGUUCUUUUUUUCAGCAGUAACGUCUGUGUAGGAUGCACUUUUAUUUUGUAGACAUUUGGUUAUACUCUUAUUGUGGAUGCAGCUGUAGCACGAGAAAAAGGAAAGGAUACAUUUGUGUUUGGAUGAACAGCUUGCUUUUGUUGAUGAAUGUUUUUCCUUUUGCUUAAAUAAAUGUCUUGAUGAGAGAAUUAA